Pecten maximus is the source of this 1087-nucleotide messenger RNA. RefSeq names its product serine/threonine-protein kinase RIO2-like. NCBI's taxonomy places the organism in Eukaryota, Metazoa, Mollusca, Bivalvia, Pectinida, Pectinidae. The transcript is spliced from 3 exons. The coding region runs from base 171 to 887 and encodes 238 amino acids. The record is from RefSeq and is a predicted model, not a curated record.
UCUGUUUUUUGUCUUUUUUUCAUAGGUAUUUCGACAGAGAUGUACGUUGCAUACGUGAAUUCUUUGCCAGGCGGUUUCAUUAUGAAAGUGAACUUUUCCCCAAGUUUUCAGAUAUAAGACGAGAUGAUAACCUUGAUGUUGAGGUGUCGGCUAGCGGAUUUACAAAGGAAAUGGCCAGUACAUUUGACGAGGCUGCUGACGAACUGAACAUCCUUAAAGGACCCGAGUCUUCAGAGAUUGCAGCAGAUGAAGAUGACGAUGAUGAAAAUGAAAUCGAUGAUGAAGAUGAAGAUGUGGAUGAAGAUGAAGAUAUGGAAACUGUACAAGCUAACACAACAACAUGUAGUGACAAUGUAACAGACUCCUCAUGUGUGAAGUGUGAGGAAGAAUGUCCAACAGAUAAUGUGUCUGAAACAAACGAGGCAUCAGCUGACCGUGAGGUAGAUGACAGACUCAAGAAUUCAGCUGACCGUGAGGUAGACGACAGAGUCGAGAAUUCAGCUGACCGUGAGGUAGACGACAGACUUGAGAAUUCAGCUGACCGUGAGGUAAACAAUAGGCUUUCUGAUGAGGAGUUAAGUGAGGAUGAACUGUUAGAGGAUUUAAGUGGUUUUAACAGAGCAUACAAACCUUUCAGAAAUGAGGAAAGUAUGGAGAAAACCAACACUCACUUGACAAGACAGCACAGCUCUCUCAGUGUGUCCAGCAGUGCCUCCUCCCUGGAUCCUCAAUUGGUCAAAGAGAAGAUGAAGAGACAACUCAAACAGAAGCAUGAGAAAUUACACGCCCGCCGUAUCAGGAAGAAAGGGGAGGCCUCCAUUGUCACGCGAUCAAAGCGAGACACAAAACAUGACAUCAAAGACAGUCUCUCUGCUCAGUGGUAUUAAAUGUCGUGUAAGAAAAGCUAAAUAUCAUGUUAUAAAAUUAUAAUACAUCUAUAUUGAAAUUAUUGUACAACAUGUUUGUAAAUUGAUUGAAAAUGUUUUAAAAUAAACCCAAUUAUUACCAGAUUUUGACUUCAUGUUAUAACAAGAGGCCCAAUGGGCCUGCAUUGCUGUUGAUUCACUACCUUUCAGUUCAAUCAAAA